AUCGCAGUCUCGUCUCGUCUCGCAGUCAAGCAAAAGUAGGUAGUGCUACAGAAUGGGCAUGGUUAAAUGUUUGUGAUUUCUUUUCAUACAUAUACAAAUUUAAUAAAGUAAUUUAAGUGUGAUAACGUAAUUUUGUGUUCAAUCAAUAUGAGCUUAUGGUAGAGACCCACUUAUUCGUUCAUAUACAGUUAUUCGCGUAACACGUAUUUUGUGCAUAGAGUUCAAGCAUUGAAUUAGGCCACAUAGCGAUCUCUCCCUAAAUUACCGCUGUUCAGCCUGUCGACGUAUCAAGACAGACUAUCAAACGCUCGAGGAGGGAGAGUGAUGAUCAGAAAGGCCGCGACCUGGUAAUGUGAUGUCAUCAAAAGGGGAAACAGAGGCCGAUUCAGGCACGGUAUCGCCGAACUUAACAACAGUUAAAAAUGAACCGGUAGCAACCGCCAGUAAAGAUACUCCAAGGAGGGGAAAUAGUACAUUAUUGAAAUGUACAACCUGCAACAGUUUCAGUACCCUAAGCAGUAGAGCGUUGACUACACAUAUGGCCCAGUGUUCUCCGGACAACAACAAUGUGGCAGCAGCACAAAAUACGGAUGCGCGACCGCACCGAAAACUUUUUGAAUGUGAUGUGUGCAAUAUGAAGUUUUCAAAUGGCGCCAACAUGCGCAGGCAUAAAAUGCGACACACAGGUGUUAAACCAUACGAGUGUCGCGUUUGCCAAAAAAGAUUCUUCAGGAAAGAUCAUUUAGCUGAACACUUUACAACUCACACAAAAAGCUUGCCAUAUCAUUGCCCAAUUUGUAAUCGAGGUUUCCAACGACAAAUUGCUAUGCGUGCACAUUUUCAAAAUGAACAUGUAGGUCAGCAUGACCUUGUUAAGACUUGCCCACUCUGUAGCUACCGUGCUCCUACUAUGAAGAGCUUGAGAGUUCAUUUCUUUAACAGGCAUGGCAUUGAUUUAGAUAAUCCUGGUCCUGGGAAUAAUUCAGUGUCACUUUUGGCUGCUGGUAUUGCAAAUGCAGCUUAUGCUGAUGGUACGAUGGACCCCAGUACAAUAAACGCCUUAGGGUCACUGGGUUCCGGUCUUUCUGUUUCCGUUGCUGCUGCUUAUUCGGACAGUGGUGACAGUAAUGGAGAACGGUCCGUAGAUAAUGCUACACCUCCUAUGCACUAUUUGACACCACAUGUAGAAAUAUCAAUGCCUGAUAACAACGAAACAUAUUCACCCGGCCAGUCCAACCAUUUAGGUAAUUCAGAGUCGCGAAUGAAUGGGGAAGGCCCAAGUUCACCGCAGUCUGGUGACAGCGCCGUGGCCAGCAGCUCCUUAUCAGCUGGUCUUCCCACCAACAUUACACCAUCAAUUACUCUCAUACCCAUAAAACAGGAACCAAACACACAGGAAGAGGGAGGCAGUGGUGAACGUGAUGGUGAAGCGAACAGUGUGGACAAGCGCGGCGUCUCCUCCAGUCUGUCGUCUUUGAUCAAAGUCUCACCGCUCAAAAGCCUAUUGCGGGAAGAUUUGCGUAGACGCAUAUCGGCGCGAGGCAGAUCUCGGGGGAAUAAUGCAUCCCGAGCCUCACCAUCAGAAGGCGGUAUGAUAACAUCUACGCACGGUGACGCGGCCAUGCUGCCUUCUUCUCUCGUAUGUACAUUCUGCUCCAUUACGUUCCCAGAUUCCACAUUAUACUUCCUGCAUAAGGGAUGCCAUUGCGACUCAAAUCCAUGGAAAUGUAACAUCUGCGGGGAACAGUGUUGCAAUGUCUAUGAAUUCAACUCCCACUUGCUGAGCAAAAGUCAUCAAUGACUGUUUGCAGGGGGGCCGUUCGAUUUCAAUUGACUUAAUGCACAUUUUGCAUAAUUUUUGUGCAUAUUACGUAAACACUUCGAAGUCACUUCACCUUCCAUCUUUUGAUUCUAACGCAUUUAAUGCACUCCAUGAUUAUUCCAAUCGUUUUUUUUUUUCUUUUUAAAAUGUGGAUUUUAUCAGCACGCCAAGGUGAAAGUCUUCGAAUUUGUCUUACGCUGAACGUCCCCCCGAAGCUGUUAUUAAAAAAAAGUGCAAAUUACUUUGAAAGUUAUUUAGUUGUUAUAAUAGUUAAUGAUUGGUUAUUUGUAUGGAUAAUUUAAUAUUUAAAGGGUAUGAGAUAGUUGGAAUUUUAGGUACAAUUUGAAAUUCACUUAGAUAGAAAGAAAAAAAAAUUGUUAACUGAAGAGAUUUUACAUUCCAUUGUAACAUGAUGCAUUCCAUGUUAUUUGAGAUUUUUCAACCAAUACCAGAGUCUUUGGUGGGGAAAUUAAGUGAUACUUUGAAUUUUUUU
Messenger RNA from Papilio machaon (common yellow swallowtail), 2315 nucleotides. Its product is annotated as zinc finger protein sdz-12. Gene Ontology annotation, biological process: regulation of transcription by RNA polymerase II. Gene Ontology annotation, molecular function: DNA-binding transcription factor activity; RNA polymerase II cis-regulatory region sequence-specific DNA binding. The transcript is spliced from 7 exons. The coding region runs from base 356 to 1801 and encodes 481 amino acids. Lineage: Eukaryota; Metazoa; Arthropoda; Insecta; Lepidoptera; Papilionidae. The record is from RefSeq and is a predicted model, not a curated record.